AUUUCGAGAAGAACUGGUUGGGAGAAAUAAAAUAAAUUUUGUUCACCAAAACGAAAAUAAGAUGAGUCUCCAGUGGACAUUCAUAGCCACAUUUCUCUACAUAGAGAUAGCCAUUGUACUGCUUCUCUUGUUACCUUUCAUCUCAGCCGCAACAUGGCAAAAAUUGUUCAAGUCGCGGAUAUUUGCUGCUGUGACGACCUACGCCAACUGGUAUUUCAACAUCUUCAUAGUUGUGCUUCUCAUCCUCUUUGCAGAUGCCGUAAGAGACAUUAGACGCUUUGACUCCACCUUAGAAGAGAAAAUAGACCUUAAAAAUAAUCCCCAAGCUGAAACUAUGCUCCAAAUGAGAAUGUUUAGAGCCCAGCGUAAUCUUUAUAUCGUUGGUUUUGCACUUCUUCUUUUUGUAGUCCUCCGUCGUUUAGUAACAUUAAUCUCCCAGCAGGCCUCACUGGCCGCAUCAGAGGAAGCUGCUAUCAAACAGGCAAAGAGUGCAUCUGAUGCUGCCCAGAAGCUCAUGGAGGAAAAUGCCCAGAAAAAGAAGGAAACUGGUGAUAAUGAAAAGAAUGAGUCAAGACCUGAUGACAAGUUGAUCAAGGAGUUGGAGGUCACUAAGAAAGACUUGGAGGAUGUCAAAGAAGAACUACACAGGGCAAACUUGGACCUUGCCACAAUGAAGAAACAAGCUGAAUCCACCAAUGAAGAGUAUGACAGACUCCUGAAAGAACUAACAGCGGUCCAGAGCCAGGUUGCUUCAGGUGACAAAAAAGAUGAUUAGAGACACCUAUAGGCUAGAGUAUUAUCAGAACUAUUAAAAACUUUUAGGAUGACUAUUCUGCUUUCAUCCAACAUUAAGACAUAGUCAUUUUUGAUCAUUAAGAUCUCAAAGUUCAUCAAGAAAAGACCAUGAAGAAAUUCCAGAAGAUAACUGUCGUAUAAGUUAUCCUUAGAAUCCCAACGUAUGACACCGAGAACCCUCAACACACUCAUGUUCUACUGGAUUUUAUGAGAUGACAGAAGCGAACUCAUUACAAUGCAAAAAAUGAUGUAAUAGACAUAUGUAAUUUUGAACAGAUGAAACUCACUAUUCAUUUUCUAAGUUUUUUUUAUCAAAAGGAUUGUCUCCUUUCCAUAACUACGGAGUUUUUCUUUCAUAAGUGUUAUGGAAACGGAUAUAGAAAUGACAUGAAUGUUCUGUAGAUGCAUACUUAUGCAUGGAGGUAAAAUUAUGGAUACAAAAUAUGAUUACUUGUGAUUUUGAAUCUUAAUAUAAUAUACUAUGAGCAGUCCUUUUUCUCCUGAAUAUAGCCUAAUAUAUGUAAAUACUUGAACAAUUGAUUACAGCAUUUUCAAAUCAACAUAUUGAUGUGCACUGUUGUAGGAAGAUGGAUAUGGUAAAGGGAAAUUUUAAUGUACAAAAUGUAGCUUUAAAAAUAAUGUUAAUUUGUAUAAUACAAGUAAAUGUUUGUUAAUGCCUAUAUGAGCUUGGCAAUCUGUGAGAUGAAGGAAUUAGGAUAAUUAAUAAUAAUCAAAGCUCAUAUAAGAUUUAUUACAUGACAAAAAAUCAGUAAUCUUUAAAUGUAGCAUAAAAAUUUGAAAUCAUCCAGAAUAAUGAGAUG
Owenia fusiformis is the source of this 1616-nucleotide messenger RNA. The record is from the annotation of a GenBank genome assembly. NCBI's taxonomy places the organism in Eukaryota, Metazoa, Annelida, Polychaeta, Sabellida, Oweniidae.